CUUCACAUUAACGUUUUAACGGCUAAGACAACUAUCAAUACUUCUAACUGCAUCUCUGAAAUUAUGUUCUUUAUUUAAAUGUGAUUUAUUUUCAUGUUUAUAUUAUUUAUUCAUUUUACGUGUUUGACCUGUAUUUUUUCUAAUACCGAACACCGGGUACAGUUAGUCUGUUGUGCGCAUUAAUUACGAAUUUAAAAUACAUCCUCACAUUGAUAACUUACUCGCGAAAUAAGAUAUCGUUGGAGUAAUAUACAUUGUUGUAUUAUAUUUGUUCUAUCCUAAUUCACGAAUUUAAUUUUAAUAAAAUAUAUUAAGUAUAAAUAUCAGGUAUGUGUUCCUUGAGGGAUUUUCCCGAAUUACGGGAUCAAAGUCUCACAGAUAAAAACGCGUCAAUGAAUAUAGUCAUAAAAAGAGUGAAACCAGAGGCAAUCAAUUAUCCAAAAAUUGUAGUGCAGUUACUAGUUGAUCAAAAUCCAGGAACUUUAUUUUUACCAACUUCAGGACUAAAUACAUUACAAAAAGUUAUAAAUAAAUGUGCUGAAGAAGGUUUUUGGACUGCUUAUGAAGAAUUUACUCAUUAUAUAAAAAAUAAUUCUAAUAACAUAUCAAUCAUUGUAUAUCCAUUGAAAUUUAUUUUAAAAUUUUCACCUCGUGCAAAUUUAAAGGGCCCUGAAAACUUAAUAUUACCAGAUAUCAGUAGAACAAAAUUAUGGUCUUCAAGUGUAAUACGUUGUAUGUCAUGGCAUCCACAAACUGUUAAACUUGCUGUUGUAUCAUCUCAUGAUAUUAUUUACGUUUACAAUCGCAAAGGUUCCGAAGCAAGAAUAAAAAAUAAAUCUCAAUAUGCCAUAUUAUCAUUAGCUUGGAGACCAUUUAGUGUUGGUACUUUGGCUGUUGGAUGUGAAAAAGGAAUUUUUAUCUGGACCAUUGAAUUUAGUAAUAUUCACAUAAGACCAGCAGUUAAUAACAAAUGCAAAUUGGUUAGAGAUAAUCAUAGAUAUAUUACUGGAUUAUCUUGGAAUAAGAUGGGUGAUCUUUUAAUAUCUAGUGCAGUGACAUCUAAAACCAUGUAUGUUUGGAAUUAUGCUUUUGAGGAGUGUGUGCCGUUACACAGAAUAAAUUCGGACACAUUAAAUUUUGUUCAUUGGUCACCUGAUAAUACUAAAGUUUUCUCUUGUUCAACUAAUGAAACAUUUAGAAUUUGGUCAACUGAUAAAUGGACCGCAGAUAGAUGGUCAUUGAAUAACCGAUCUAGAGUGCAGUGCGCAUGUUGGUCACCUUGCAGUUCAGUGUUAUUAUUUGCGACAAACUCAAGUCCAAUCAUAAAUGCUAUUGACUUCCGAAAAUCAGAUGUAUUUAACGGGUCAACAAAUUACAAAAAAGUUGCAUGGCCUGUUAUUGACUUAAAAAGUGAAUGUGUAAAUGACAAAGUAAUUGGUGGAAUACCUUUAGAUAUGUGUUGGGAUCAACAUGGUAAAAGGUUAGCUAUUACUUUUAAGAAUAGUAGUGCAUUGGUUGUAUUCCAAACUACUAUAAGUGUUGCUGUUGUUGACUGUAUUCCAUUUUGUAUAAUACAAGGCCGUCUUGAUGAAGAACCUUCUACAAUUGCUUUUCAACCAACUUAUGAAGAAGGCUCGUUAUUGACAAUUGGCUGGUCUAAUGGUAAUAUUGAAUACGUACCAUUUACGUAUAGCUGUAAGUCAGUACACGAACCUGAAUUAUCUGAAGCAAAUAUUUCUAAUACUAGUAAGAACAUUUCUGGACGAGCAAGUCUGGCUGCUUCUAAUUCAUUAAUUGAAUAUUUGUUGAAUUAAAUUGAAAUGUUUAGGUAGUUUUAUAUGAAUUUUUCUAUUAAGCUUAUUU
Molecule: messenger RNA, 1863 nt
Organism: Sipha flava (yellow sugarcane aphid)
Lineage: Eukaryota; Metazoa; Arthropoda; Insecta; Hemiptera; Aphididae
Product: aladin-like
Exons: 10
Coding region: 330-1814 (494 amino acids)
Biological process (GO): nucleocytoplasmic transport
Cellular component (GO): nuclear pore
Molecular function (GO): protein binding
Source: RefSeq, a predicted model, not a curated record